AUGGCCGAAAACGCCUCGAAACACACUCACAACAAAGAUAACCCGCCCGCAAAUCCGACCAUGGCCUCAGAAGUUGCCAUUCCCGUCCCCGACGCCGCCCAGCUGGUCCACCAAAUUUUGUUGCAGAUCCGCGCAGCGAUCCUGGAAUAUCAGAACCUCGAGGCUCUAGGAGACCGGUAUGAAGACAAGAUCGAGGUGGUGACCAAACCCAAGUCCGACCUGCUGUUUCUUUUGGCUCCACUGGUGCGAACCAAACUAUCCUUUGGUGCCUCUUCAGGCGCCUCUUCCAAACGAUCUUCUUUUCUGUGCGACAAUGGAGACGUGCCAGGUGACUACAUCGACAGCUACCCACCGUGGCUGGACGACCUGACAUGGGGCGUGUCAUCCGAGAACCCAGAAACUGACAUCAUCACCCAAGUGGUGCGUGUGGCAAGACAGUUCCGGUUCUCACUGGUGCAACAUGGAUUUGUGAGACUCGACCCCGAGAGUCUAUAUGCCAGAUGUCUUGUUCAGAACCUGGGAAACAAGGAGCAGAUUGAAAUCCGAUUUGUGUGGGUCCCCGAAGAGAAGAAAUGGCUCUUGCAUGACUUCCUUCUUGCGCCCCAGGGUGGAGAACGAACCAUGGGAUACGACUCGGUCUCUGAGGCCGAGGAACGGUUCUCGACGUCUCAAUCUGUGCCCUCGCCGCCGCAGAGCACGCAUACAAAGGCAGAGCAAACCACAAAGAGUCCUAACGCCUCUUCCAGCUCAGAUGACGAUUACUGGAAUAUGUAUGGCCAGGAGGAGGAAGAGGAGGACGACGAGGGAAAAGGCGCCAUUGUAGACGCUAUGGACAUUGACGACAUUAAUGCAUUUGCGGAUCAGACAACUAUCAAGGGGGUGGCCAUUCCAAAACUGGACACUGACAACAAAACUGUCACCGGUGAUGACGGAGGGGAAGACGAUUACUAUGCAGCUUACGACAAGGUGGAGACAGCGGUUGGUGGCGACGAGCCCGUGAUUAAAGAUACCCCCACCGAGGCUCAUGUGGUUGAGUCGAUUCGGUCGCUCAAAAGACUCUGUGAAGGCUCUGGCAUUUCGCAGAGCAGAUUUGCCGAGCUUGUCAAAAGAGGACUCACGGAAGAUUGA
Messenger RNA from Yarrowia lipolytica CLIB122, 1128 nucleotides. RefSeq lists its product as uncharacterized. The record is from RefSeq and is a predicted model, not a curated record. NCBI's taxonomy places the organism in Eukaryota, Fungi, Ascomycota, Dipodascomycetes, Dipodascales.